CCCAGCCUACCCCGGGCUACACAACGUGAAGGACCGCUUGGCUGGAUCGCAGGAUGAUCCUAGUUAGGCGCUCUAUACGAAUUUUGCAUCACGGCAAGACAGACUCAUACAUUACUAAAGUAUAUAAGGGACAUAUCCUCACGAUAGUCAACAUGUCAACUUUUCAGCAUCAGUCAUCAUCUCUCAUUCCAAUCUCAUCAAUCUACAAAAACCCAAACCCAACUCAAACCAUUAGUGAUAUUCAUCUCAUCCACGACCUAAUCCUAAAAUAAGAAACCGACAAUGGCUCCCCUCAGCAAAACCGCCCUCCUCAGCUCCCUCGUAGCAGCCAGCGCUCUAGCCACAUCCCCCGCGCAAAUCCAAGCGCGCGACUCGAGCAACUGCCCCGGCGUGACGUUCAACCGCAACGGGCUAAGCGGAUGCUGCGUCGGCGGCACAAUCGACAGCCCGUACCUAUCCGUGUGCAAGGGGUGGCCGAUCUGCGAGGGCCCGACGACGACGACGUGGACCGCGACGCCGAUCAGCUGCGCCACCAUCGUGACCGACGGCGCGAACUACGACGCUGCCAUAUCGAGCGCGCGCGCUAGUCUGCUGGCUAGCGGGACGCAUCUCGUUACCGCGUUGGAUGGCGUGACUGCGGCGGCGGGUGGGAGUACUGGUACUGCUACUGCUGCGACCGCGUCUCCUGGAGGCAGUGGCUCGGGGACUGGGGCUGGCGCUACUGCGACGGGGUCCAGCGGAGCGGCUGCUACGAGUGAAAGUGCGGCGGGUGCGGAGACGGGUUCUGGGUCCGGAUCCUCGACUACGACUAGUUCUGGGGCGGCGGCGUCCACGUCCGAGGGUGCGGCGGCGGAGGUGGUGGUGGCGCGGUGGGGGGUUGCGGGCGGUGCGGUUGUGGCUUUUGUUGCUGCUUUGCUUUGAGUUGAGGGGAGGGGAGGGGAGGGGAGGCGGAUGGGUUUUAUCUACCUAGGCAUGUAUUAGAUUUCGCGUCAAUAGACGGGCUUUGAGGGGAUCUACCAACUGUGUCAAUUCAGCCGGCGAUGGUGUGUUAUUGUUUGUGUUUGUUUGAAUAAAAGCUGUGGAUUUUCUCUAAACGAAUAUGAUGAUUUCUUGUCACUUGAUAUGGCAUCUUUGGUUCAAUAUGAACGUAUCAUGAAGUUCCUCAAAGGUUUCCUUCAGAGCUAGAUGAUUUGCUUUAACCUGAGUACC
Annulohypoxylon truncatum is the source of this 1209-nucleotide messenger RNA. RefSeq lists its product as uncharacterized. The coding region runs from base 283 to 921 and encodes 212 amino acids. Lineage: Eukaryota; Fungi; Ascomycota; Sordariomycetes; Xylariales; Hypoxylaceae. The transcript has a single exon. The record is from RefSeq and is a predicted model, not a curated record.